GUUGCUGUCCUUCCCAGUCGGUUCCUCGCUUUCUCCCUCGUUGCACUUAGGGUUCUUGGUCUGAAAAUUCUCGCGCCGACGAGUCAACCAGCCCAAUCAGCUCGUCACCACCCGUCCCCUCCUCCUUCGAUGGCAAAACCAGGUUACUGAGACAGUACAGCUCCCUCUAGCAAACCUAGGGCCGUGUACACAGUGCCCGUCCACUUUUCUGAUGGCGUCUGCCUCCGUGCACAAAGAUGAGAUGGGCAUUGCUGCCUACACCGACGGCCUGGGGGCCCGCGCAUCUGCACCUUUGUACCUGACGCACCAGUGCCGACCCAACUCCACCACUACGCACGCCUCGCGGCGGGUGUGCUGCAGCAAGAAGCACACCCGCCGCGAGGCGUGCGUAGUGGUGGAGUUGGGUCGGCACUGGUGCGUCAGGUACAAAGGUGCAGAUGCGCGGGCCCCCAGGCCGUCGGUGUAGGCAGCAAUGCCCAUCUCAUCUUUGUGCACGGAGGCAGACGCCAUCAGAAAAGUGGACGGGCACUGUGUACACGGCCCUAGGUUUGCUAGAGGGAGCUGUACUGUCUCAGUAACCUGGUUUUGCCAUCGAAGGAGGAGGGGACGGGUGGUGACGAGCUGAUUGGGCUGGUUGACUCGUCGGCGCGAGAAUUUUCAGACCAAGAACCCUAAGUGCAACGAGGGAGAAAGCGAGGAACCGACUGGGAAGGACAGCAACGAGAGCGUGUAGGAAGCGGAGCGGGUCGAGUUUGGCCGUGCUAGGACUGGCCACAGCGGCACCGGAGAAGCGGCACCGGAGCAACGGCACCGGAGCAGCGGAACCGGAGCAGCGGAACCGGAGCAUGUGGAUGGCAUCGAGCCGUGGCGCACGGACAAGUAUCUCUUGUGUUGUCAAUUGUUUUCCGUAUUUUUCCUGAAUAUAGGUGUUGGGUGUGUGUGUUGACGUCACUGGUUUUGUAGAGAGACGCGGCAGAGAUGGCGCGGAUAACCCGGGUGCCUUAAUUGUGUACCUGCAUCGUGGAAGACCCCUUCAAUGAGGAACGAUUCCUAGUCAGUGUCGUUGUUUACACUGCUGUGCCUAACACAGAUGAUCUGGGUAGAUUCGGGUGAUUGUCAACUGCAAUGAUGGCUUUGGUUGGGUGUUCUUCUUCAUUGUAUGUCCACAGACUCAUUCUGACAGCACUUCGGACAGCAGCUGCAUGCCCCGAGCUUGUUUACCAUGCACCAUGGUGUUAUUGUUGUACAGACAGCACUUCAGACAGCAGUACUAUGUAGUCGACAAUCAUUCAUUUUGGUUAAAUGCGGGACAAGGGGGGUGAUGCUGCUGCUGUAGUCGAAUUGUAGUGUGUGGGCGUGUAGUUCAGUUGUGAGCACGCAAACGUGCUGCAGGGAUUGUAGGUGUACCUCCUCGGGCUUGUGUACCCUUUUCUUGCUGAUAGUGUGCGUGUUCUUUAGAUCUUCUGGUGGCUCUAGCAUUUUUGUGACCACGGACCGAGUCUUCGCUAGAUUUUGGGAUUAGAAACUGACACGAGUUUAAUGUAAAGAAAACAACA
Ectocarpus sp. CCAP 1310/34 is the source of this 1556-nucleotide messenger RNA. The record is from the annotation of a GenBank genome assembly. Lineage: Eukaryota; Phaeophyceae; Ectocarpales; Ectocarpaceae.